This is a messenger RNA of Penicillium macrosclerotiorum, 2736 nucleotides long. RefSeq names its product PX domain-containing protein. Bases 1 to 2736 code for a protein of 911 amino acids. NCBI's taxonomy places the organism in Eukaryota, Fungi, Ascomycota, Eurotiomycetes, Eurotiales, Aspergillaceae. Gene Ontology annotation, molecular function: phosphatidylinositol binding. The record is from RefSeq and is a predicted model, not a curated record. The transcript has 7 exons.
AUGCACAACGAGGCCGCAACCGCCAACGGCGGAGCUGCCGUUGCACACGCGGCAACCCCGCCCGACGGGCAGAUCCUGACGGGCAAGCAGGAACACUAUCUCAAACGCGAGCUCAUUGCCCGCCAGGUCCGCAGCGAGAUCUCCGAGCUAAACUCUCCCACAGCGCUGCAACGAUUCGGCGCGCCUUUCAAAUCCGAUUUUGGCGAGGUCGCGCCUGUCGAUUCGGAGUUGCCCAUUCUCCGAUACAUUUUCGUUCACCAUGUUCGCAAUUUCCCGUUCCUCAACCAAGCGCAAGAGAAACAAUUUUGGCAGGACAAGCUACAAGUGUUCCUCGAGUCGUUCGCCAACAAACAUGUGUCAUCGUCGGAGGACCGGCUGGAGGAGACGAAGCGCCGGAAACUGGCCCGCAAGUGCGAGAAGCUCGUGGAGCUAAUGAUGGUCUCCGGAGUACCGACAGCAUCUGGAUACGAAGAACGGAUAUCGUUCUCCGAGAUGGAGGUCGUCGAGCGCGGCGCCAACGACAAAGGCUUGCUUGUGAAUAUGCCCGAAGGCCACUAUAUCAAUGGCUGGGAUGUGAAUGUUGCCGCAGUUCGAGUCACCUCGGUCAAGCGGACUGUCCGAUAUCAUCCUCAUGCCGAAUUUAUCAUCCGAGUUCGCCGCGAGGGCCAAGACGACUUCUACAUCGGACGGAGAUACGGUGAAUUCGUCAAGCUCCACCGGAAACUGCGUACCGAGUUCCCGGGCAAACAUCUACCCCCUCUGCCUCGCAAGAACAAAUCGUCCACGACCUCAAGUUGGUUUGGUUCCGCUGAUGAUGACAACUCUUCCGUAUCCUCGCUCUCCACCCAGGGCACCAGCCAGCCUGAAGACAACACCCCCACAUCUACCUCUGGCCGGACUCUGGCUCCCGGAAGUCACCGACGCUCGAUUUCACGCGGUUCUAUGCGAUCAUCCAAGUCCCCCCGCGCAUCAUCGGAGGCCAUCUCGAGAGAGACCGUGCUCUAUCGUGAGGAGCAGCGUGUUUCCUUACGGGCAUUCUUGCGCACACUCUUGCAGAACAAGCGUAUCGCCGAGUCAAGGUCACUGGAGGAGUUCUUGGCUGCAAAGCCUAUCUCAUUGAAUGAAGAAGAAUUAGUUGACGUCUGGAGGCGAAAGGAAAUGGAUGCAGUCAGAAUAGAGGAGCAGAAGCGCUUCUACGAAAUUGCUAGACAACGAGCGGCAGAGCUCGACGUCUACAUGGAGAAAUUCCGACGGGAUAUUGUGGAGAGCAAUGGAUUGACCAAGCUUUUUGCAGAGAUUCGGGAGAAGUCUUGCAUUGCUGAGCUGAGUCCGCAAUAUCAAAAGUUUGCUGAGUGGCUACGUAUUGAAGUUGCUGCAACGGUGUAUCAUCUCUUUCUUGCCGAGGAUAAUUCGCCGGAACUGUUUGCGCAGGCUAAGCGGAUUCACGGCCUGGUUCCUUACACCCUAAUGAAGAACGUAAUCCGCAUUGCCAAUCCAGCCGCUGUGAUGACAGGUGUUUUGGACCUUUUCAUGGCUCAGCCAUUCGGUUCGCGAUCCUUGCUGCAGCGCAUCUUCUCUUUGACGCUGAAUGAUAGCAUCAAAGACUUCCACAAGUCGAUCAACUCAUUGGCUGCUAAGGUUGAUGACUCGAUACUGACAGAGAAACUCAAGAAUUUCGUGGAGGCUGGAGAGGUCAUCAAGAAUGAAAUCCGGGAAGAGGCCGAGGUUGAACAAGUUGACAUUAUUGUUGCCAUCCUCCGCUCCGAGCUUCUGCAGCCAGAACUCAAUCCGGAGCAGAUUGGCAAGGUGUUCAACAGCUAUGUGGCAUGGAACCACGCUGUGGAUAACGUUGACCUGGAGAUGCAACAAGGAGCGCAAUGGUUUGCCAACAUGAAACAACUGCUUAAGCUCUAUACCCGACAGCGCGACAAGUCGAUGAUGCUGAGUAUCGUUGAAGAGCCUGUCACUCUCCAACUCUUCCGCGACCUCUUCACCAUCUUCUACGAGCCUCUGGUUCGCGUUUACAAGUCUGCCAACGUGUACAACAGUAUCACAGACUUUGCCCAAUUUGCCGAUGAUGCCAUCGCCGUAAUUGAAAGCGCCCAGCGCCAGGAUGCUUCUGCUGACCCUAACCAGACCGUCCAGGCCUUUAUUGACUUGUGUGCUCGCCACGAGGACAACUUCUACAAGUUCAUCCAUGAGGUACAUAUUCAUGACAACGGUCUCUUCCAGUCCUUGAUGGCCUGGAUCGAGGAAAUUCUGGAGUUCCUUCGCAAGGGCCCUGCGCAGGGCGGCAAGCUGGAUAUGAACGCACUCUUCCAGGGCGCGGUCGGAGUCGGUCAAAUUGACAAGGAUGUCGCCAUCAUCGAGAUUGAUGCCCUUAUCAAAUGGCAAGAGGAUCGAAAGCGCUGGCAUUUGAACAAGACCCGUCAAAAAAUGGCCGCCGAGGGCACCGAUACAGUCUCGGGCUCCGCCGCCUUCAAGGGUAGCGACUUUGGUCUUGAUGAGGCCGACCUUGAAGACCUCACCAUCUCUGAUGAGGCAUCCGACAGUGAAGAUGAGAACUCAGAAGAAGAUGAAUUGGAUGACCCAAUUGCUAUUGAGCGCCGUCGCCGCAUCAAGAAGCAGGACCAAUUGCGGCGCACCGCAGGCGAGCCUGUCAAGCCAGAGGUCCAAGAAAUUCUCAAACUGACAGACCCCUUUGUGGUGAUGCUGCGCCACGUUCUGGCUGAUUGA